CUGACUAUCUGUGCUCACACCUGACAGAGGGGCCACAUCGCGUGGUGGCACACUUCUACGCCAGGCAGCUGACCCUGGAGGAGCUGCAUACCAUCGAGAUCAGCGCGGUGCAUUCCCGAGACCACGGGCUGGAG
Messenger RNA from Fulmarus glacialis (Northern fulmar), 134 nucleotides. Its product is annotated as protein syndesmos-like. The record is from RefSeq and is a predicted model, not a curated record. Gene Ontology annotation, molecular function: snoRNA binding. The annotation marks the transcript as partial. Gene Ontology annotation, cellular component: nucleus. Lineage: Eukaryota; Metazoa; Chordata; Aves; Procellariiformes; Procellariidae. The transcript has a single exon.